This is a messenger RNA of Podarcis raffonei (Aeolian wall lizard), 2766 nucleotides long. RefSeq names its product protein tyrosine phosphatase non-receptor type 11 (gene PTPN11). Gene Ontology annotation, biological process: protein dephosphorylation. The transcript has 16 exons. Bases 168 to 1952 code for a protein of 594 amino acids. Gene Ontology annotation, molecular function: protein tyrosine phosphatase activity. NCBI's taxonomy places the organism in Eukaryota, Metazoa, Chordata, Lepidosauria, Squamata, Lacertidae. The record is from RefSeq and is a predicted model, not a curated record.
CGUCGCGGGCGUGUGACGCGCUAGUGCCUGCGACGCUUUGCUCUGUGUGGCUCUCCCUCCCAGGCCCUGAAUGCGGCCGGGCCCGGGUUGGUUUCUGCUCCCAACCUCCCGGGCCGGGCUCCUCGUGAGGCGACGGGGCCCCAUGUGAGAAAGCCGGAGACGGAAAGAUGACCUCGAGGAGAUGGUUUCACCCAAAUAUUACCGGAGUGGAGGCAGAGAACCUCCUGCUGACACGAGGAGUAGAUGGCAGCUUUCUGGCCCGGCCCAGCAAGAGCAAUCCUGGGGACUUCACCCUUUCAGUUCGGCGGAAUGGAGCAGUCACCCACAUCAAGAUCCAGAAUACAGGCGACUACUACGACCUCUAUGGAGGGGAGAAGUUCGCCACCUUGGCAGAGCUGGUGCAGUAUUACAUGGAACAUCACGGGCAGCUCAAGGAGAAGAACGGCGAUGUGAUCGAGCUGAAGUAUCCGCUCAACUGUGCUGACCCCACGUCUGAAAGGUGGUUUCAUGGGCAUCUUUCUGGAAAAGAAGCGGAGAAGCUGUUGACAGAAAAAGGGAAACAUGGGAGUUUUCUUGUCCGCGAGAGCCAGAGCCACCCGGGAGACUUUGUCCUUUCCGUUCGGACGGGGGACGAUAAAGGAGAGAGCAACGAUGGGAAGUCCAAAGUGACGCAUGUCAUGAUCCGGUGCCAGGAUAUGAAGUACGACGUUGGCGGAGGGGAGAGAUUUGAUUCCUUGACAGACCUUGUGGAGCAUUACAAGAAGAACCCCAUGGUGGAAACCCUGGGGACUGUCCUUCAACUGAAGCAGCCCCUCAACACCACCCGCAUCAAUGCGGCAGAGAUUGAGAGCCGUGUCAAAGAACUGAGCAAGCUGGCAGAGACCACCGACAAAGUCAAACAAGGCUUCUGGGAAGAAUUUGAGACUCUCCAGCAGCAAGAAUGCAAACUCCUCUACAGCCGUAAAGAGGGGCAGCGGCAGGAGAACAAGAACAAGAACAGAUACAAGAAUAUUUUGCCCUUUGACCAUACCAGAGUUGUCCUUCAUGACGGUGAUCCGAAUGAGCCUGUUUCUGAUUACAUAAAUGCCAAUAUUAUCAUGCCGGAGUUUGAAACCAAGUGCAACAAUGCAAAGCCCAAGAAGAGCUACAUUGCCACCCAAGGCUGCUUGCAGAACACCGUCAACGACUUCUGGAGGAUGGUGUUCCAGGAGAACUCCCGCGUGAUCGUUAUGACGACGAAAGAAGUCGAGAGGGGAAAGAGCAAGUGCGUAAAAUACUGGCCAGAUGAACAUGCCCUAAAAGAAUACGGUGUGAUGCGCGUCCGAAAUGUCAAAGAGAGUGCGGCUCAUGAUUACACGUUACGGGAACUCAAGCUUUCAAAGGUUGGGCAGGGCAACACCGAACGAACAGUCUGGCAGUAUCACUUCAGAACCUGGCCUGACCAUGGAGUCCCCAGUGAUCCUGGAGGAGUUCUAGAUUUCUUAGAAGAGGUUCAUCACAAGCAAGAAAACAUCUCAGAUGCUGGCCCAGUCGUGGUCCAUUGCAGUGCUGGAAUCGGCCGGACCGGAACAUUCAUUGUGAUAGAUAUUCUCAUUGACAUAAUCAGAGAGAAAGGCGUCGACUGUGACAUUGACGUCCCGAAAACCAUCCAAAUGGUGCGGUCCCAGCGGUCAGGGAUGGUGCAGACGGAGGCCCAGUACCGGUUCAUUUACAUGGCGGUGCAGCACUACAUCGAAACGCUACAGCGUCGGAUCGAGGAGGAGCAGAAGAGUAAGAGAAAAGGCCACGAGUAUACAAACAUUAAAUAUUCUUUAGCAGACCAGGCCAGUGGAGACCAGAGUCCUCUCCCACCCUGUACUCCAACUCCGACCUGCCCUGAGAUGAGGGAAGACAAUGCCAUGAGAGUCUAUGAAAACGUUGGUCUGAUGCAGCAGCAGAAAAGCUUCAGAUGAGAUGAAAUGAGCAGCGUUCCUUGUCAGGAAGAACUGAAAUACCAUUUUCUAAGAAAGUGAAGCCAAGUGACUUGAGAAGCGUCCCAUGAAGAGGAGUGGACUUUGACAGCUGCAUAGAGCCUCUUAUUUAUGGUGUUUUUAACCCUUCAGUAAUAAGCGGAACUUAAGACUAUCUUUCGGAGAAACUCCUAAUGCCUUUUCUCAACAUUGUCUGAUUUCUACAGUCCCUGAUUUUGUUUUGUUUCCAUUCAACUUGCGGUUCUUUUGCCUCCAGUGCAGACCAAUACUCUGUUGUACUUGAACAUUUUUCUCUCUCUCUCUCCUAGAUGCUGAGGUUUUAAAGCUGUUUCCAAUUAGAUAUAUUUUUUUUAAAGGAAAAUCCGUUUCUUAUACUUAAAAAAGAAAUCAAGUAGCACGUCAGGUGAUAAACUAAUACUUUUUUCGUUAUUGGAGGUGUGUGUGUGUCAGUUGUGCUAAUUAGACAUUUGUUCCUCCCCUUCUGCCCCCUUACUCUUGGCCCUGCUUCUGGUGAGGAGCCAGUGACCGUUCUGGAACAGGGCACGUUGAUCAGUUAAUUUGUUCAAGACUUUAGUCCUCAAGGUGUCUGUCUUUCUUGGAAACGACGUUGCUUCUCUAGAACUGCCAAUGAUGCAUGGUUUGCACCAGAGAAAACUAGUUUGUUUCUUAGAGCCUGCUGGGCAACUGUUAAGAUGGUUGCUGCUGAAUUCUGAGUGUUUUGGUUCGGGUGGUUGGGGGGAAGAGAGAGAAAGAGAGAGAGAGAGAGAGAGAGAGAGAGAGAGAGAGAGAGAGAAAG